Messenger RNA from Prorocentrum cordatum, 456 nucleotides. Lineage: Eukaryota; Dinophyceae; Prorocentrales; Prorocentraceae. The record is from the annotation of a GenBank genome assembly.
GCAAUCGCCGCGUGCUCGGCCUACGCCAGGCAGAAGGCCUCGGGCGCCUCGGCCGCGCCCGAGCUGCUGGCCUCCAGGGACGCUGCCCGGCAGGCCAUCUGGACGGCCAUCAUGGGCAACAUCGUGCGGCACGGCGGCGAUGAGGAGUGGCAGGAGGCGAUCCGGACGCCCGUCGGCCCAGGUAGCCAGUUCGCGGGCACCUCCAAGCUCGUGCGGACCUGCUUCGCCAUCGGCCUGGCCGAGCUGCGAGACACCUGGGGCCACCUGAUGGAGAGGCGUGCCUGGGAGCCCCAGUGCCUGGCCGACUUCCACCAGAAGGCGAACUUCGAGGGGCAGUGCUUCGCCAGCACCAUCCGAGCAGAAUCAAAAACGGGUCCCAGUGGGCCGGCGAGACCGACCACCUGCGGCGCGCGUACGAGAGCGCAGUCGAGGCCUUCCCGCGGUGGCACAACGUGA